Messenger RNA from Mirounga angustirostris (Northern elephant seal), 1142 nucleotides. RefSeq names its product NFKB inhibitor alpha (gene NFKBIA). Gene Ontology annotation, molecular function: NF-kappaB binding. Gene Ontology annotation, cellular component: cytosol. NCBI's taxonomy places the organism in Eukaryota, Metazoa, Chordata, Mammalia, Carnivora, Phocidae. Gene Ontology annotation, biological process: toll-like receptor 4 signaling pathway; cellular response to tumor necrosis factor. The record is from RefSeq and is a predicted model, not a curated record. Bases 163 to 1107 code for a protein of 314 amino acids. The transcript has 6 exons.
CGGAGAAAUCCCCUGCCAGCGUUUAUAGGGCGCCGCGGCGGCGCUGGCGAGCCCACAAGAGUCGCAGGCAGCGGUCCUCCCCUCCGUGACACUGCGAGGCAGCGAGCGCGCAGCCCGCGGCCGAGCGCACCUGGGCCGCAGCGCCAGAGCUUUCAGCGCGCCAUGUUUCAGCCCGCCGAGCACGGCCAGGACUGGGCCAUGGACGGUCCCCGGGACGCGCUCAAGAAGGAGCGGCUGCUGGACGACCGCCACGACAGCGGCCUGGACUCCAUGAAGGACGAGGACUACGAGCAGUUGGUGAAGGAGCUGCGGGAGAUCCGCCUCGAGCCGCAGGAGGCGCCGCGCGGCGCCGAGCCCUGGAAGCAGCAGCUCACCGAGGACGGAGACUCGUUCCUGCACUUGGCCAUCAUCCAUGAAGAGAAGGCACUGACCAUGGAAGUGAUCCGCCAAGUGAAGGGCGACCUGGCCUUCCUCAACUUCCAGAACAACCUGCAGCAGACUCCACUCCACUUGGCUGUGAUCACCAACCAACCAGAAAUUGCUGAGGCACUUCUGGAAGCUGGCUGUGAUCCUGAGCUCCGAGACUUUCGAGGAAAUACCCCCCUACACCUUGCCUGUGAGCAGGGUUGCCUGGCUAGUGUGGGAGUCCUGACUCAGACCUGCAGGACCCAGCACCUCUACUCCAUCCUCCAGGCCACCAACUACAAUGGUCACACGUGUUUACACUUAGCCUCUAUCCAUGGCUAUUUGGGCAUCGUGGAGCUUUUGGUGUCUUUGGGUGCUGAUGUCAAUGCUCAGGAGCCCUGUAAUGGUCGAACCGCCCUCCAUCUUGCAGUGGACCUGCAGAAUUCUGAUCUCGUGUCACUCUUGUUGAAGUGUGGGGCUGAUGUCAACAGAGUGACCUACCAGGGCUACUCCCCAUACCAGCUCACCUGGGGCCGCCCAAGCACGCGGAUACAGCAGCAGCUGGGCCAGCUGACCCUCGAAAACCUUCAGAUGCUGCCAGAGAGCGAGGAUGAGGAGAGCUACGACACGGAGUCAGAGUUCACAGAGGACGAGCUGCCCUAUGAUGACUGUGUGCUUGGAGGCCAGCGCCUGACGUUAUGAGCUUCGAAAAGUAUCUAAAAGAACAUGGACUUGUA